This is a messenger RNA of Priapulus caudatus, 237 nucleotides long. Its product is annotated as cell wall integrity and stress response component 1-like. The annotation marks the transcript as partial. Lineage: Eukaryota; Metazoa; Priapulida; Priapulimorpha; Priapulimorphida; Priapulidae. The transcript has 4 exons. The record is from RefSeq and is a predicted model, not a curated record.
CACCGCCUCACCCCUCACUCAUCCCCUCUACCACCCACCCCUCAUCAUCCCCUCACCCUCUACGCUCACCCCUCACCUCAUCGCUCACGCCUCUCACCUCACUCAUCCCCUCUCUACACCCCUCACUCAUCCCUCAACUCAUACCCCUCAUCAUCCUCUACGUCGAUUCCUCACCCAUCGUCGUCUGAGUCAUCGUCACCAUCAUCAUCAUCAUCAUCAUCAUCAUCAUCAUCAUCA